UUUCAGAAGGCAUGAAAAUAGCCGUUAGUUCAAUUACAAAAUUAAGAAAUUUUGCAAGCUACAUACGUAAAUCUCAGCCACUAUUUGAAGACCUCAAAAGAAUUUUUCAAACAAACGGGAGGCCUUUUCUUGUACCUGACUUGGACGUACCUACCCGAUGGAACAGCACGUAUAUUAUGAUUGAAAAGAUGUUCCGAAUUUGUGAAAUGACUGAUGAUUUGGUGGAAGAUAAUCCAACAUUAAAGGAUCGUUAUCUAAAUGAUAAUGAAUGGGAUGAAAUUAAUGUGAGUAUUUAG
Messenger RNA from Dentiscutata erythropus, 296 nucleotides. NCBI's taxonomy places the organism in Eukaryota, Fungi, Glomeromycota, Glomeromycetes, Diversisporales, Gigasporaceae. The record is from the annotation of a GenBank genome assembly.